This is a messenger RNA of Selaginella moellendorffii, 1518 nucleotides long. RefSeq lists its product as uncharacterized. Lineage: Eukaryota; Viridiplantae; Streptophyta; Lycopodiopsida; Selaginellales; Selaginellaceae. The coding region runs from base 105 to 1178 and encodes 357 amino acids. Gene Ontology annotation, biological process: positive regulation of cytoplasmic translation. The record is from RefSeq and is a predicted model, not a curated record. Gene Ontology annotation, cellular component: cytoplasm. The transcript is spliced from 7 exons. Gene Ontology annotation, molecular function: translation regulator activity; single-stranded RNA binding; mRNA binding.
CUUACGCGCCGGGCGAUCGAUCAUUCUCUCUUAAGCUAUGGUGGAUUCUUUGAUCGAUCGCUUGCCCUAGCUACAUUCUCUGUGCUCUCUCUUCCCGAUCAGCGAUGCGCGUAUGGUGCCUGGGCUCAUCGGCGGUGGUAGCAAGCUCCACCAUUCAGCCGCGAGCGAUCAAGAGCAGUAUUGCGCCGCGAUGGACGUGCUGCAGGGGAGAUCUCAGGUUUCUUGACUAUAACUUGGUCGGAUCGUCGGCGGCAUUCCUCCGGAGCUUUGGUUUCACGCCCUCGAGGAAUGGCAAAGAGCUGCCUUGUGCCGAUUGCCGAGGACGAGGGUAUCUUUACUGCAAGGAGUGCGAUCUCGGCAGCCCGUGCUCCUCCUGUGUGGAAUGCGCUGGAAAGGGGAUUAUGAAGUGCCAGCAGUGUCAAGGCGAUCGAGUCGUGCGAGGAAGAUCGGUCUACAUGCACGAAGAGUUUUGGGAGAAGCUCCAUUCAGUCUCUUCCAUCACCGUGAAGGACGACGAAGCCAUCGAAAACAUGAGCAUUCCAGCGGCUGUCGCCACCAAGCGUGUAUAUGGUCCUGUUACCGCAGCAACCCGGACCAAGAUCAGCCAUGCGCUAAAGGACUUCGAAAGGCGGACUGGCUCAAUAAGCAGUCGCAUGAGGAAACUACACGAAGAUCCAGUUUUGCACGCUGAAAGAGUAGCUGCGAUUCAGAAAGCGAAAGGAACGGAUGAAUCGAGGAAGAACAUCUCGACUAAGCUGAUAGCUUACUUCACGAACCCUGAGAAUAGAAUCAAACAAAGUUUACGCAUGAAAGGCGUGAAGUAUUACUGCCGAGCUUGUGGAGAGGAGGGCCAUCGAAAGAGCUUCUGCCCGAGCUCCACAGAGCCACCACGGCCGAGCCGCGCAGAAUCGCGAUGCAGCGAAUGUGGAAUCGUUGGACACCGAGCAAACUCCUGUCCUCGAAGCGAUCGGCGGCACAUUGGCCGAGCUCCAUACAAGUGCACGAACUGCAAUGGGACAGAUCACAACGCUCGGACUUGUCCACAGAUACUCGACAAGAGCUCGGCAAACAAAUGCAGUAUAUGUAAAACUUACGGGCACAACAGGAGGACGUGCCCCGAAAGAUCUUCCAUGAUACAAGAAACUCGCGAUGGUGGUAGUGAAACUGAGGACCUGUGAAUACAACUUACACAACGAGAACACUGAUCGAUCGAUCGAUCACCUGUACAAGUCGACGACGACGACCAACUGAAAACCAAAAAACUUACAAGGACGUAACCUUUGGCUGACUAUCUUCCAAAAGAUUGGCACACGCUUCCGGACCUACACGCAGACUUGAUGUUAAGUUUCCACAGAAUGACGAUGAGAAGUGUUCAUUGCUCCUGCUUUAAACUGGGGUUUCCGGGAGGAGAAGAUCGGUGUUGUCAUCAGCAUCGCUUUUCCGGAGAUCCAGUGAUUGUAGAGCGGGAUGCUUGUAAGAUCCCUGUAUGCACUGAAGUAGCUCAUCUUUUGCGCCGCU